AUGGACCGUAUGCACGGAUUGGGCCCCUCUUUCAUCGACAUCACAUGGGGUGCAGGUGGUCGUCACUCUGAUUUGACCCUGGAAAUGGUUGGCGUUGCUCAAUCCGUCUAUGGCUUGGAGACGUGCAUGCAUUUAACCUGUACCGACAUGCCUAUAGAGAAGGUUGACAAUGCCCUCCAGACCGCCUACAAGGCUGGAUGCACCAACAUUCUGGCUCUCCGCGGUGACCCGCCCCGUGAUAAGGAGGCAUGGGAGGCCGACGAAAAAGGUUUCCGCUACGCGAAGGAUCUUGUCAAGUACAUUCGCGAAAAGUACGGUAACCAUUUCGACAUUGGUGUGGGCGCCUAUCCGGAGGGCGCCGAUGACAACUCUGACGUGGACCAGUUGAUUGAUCAUUUGAAGGAGAAGGUGGAUGCUGGGAGUACCUUCGUUGUCACCCAGAUGUUCUACGAUGCCGAUAACUUCGUGGAAUGGGUGAAGAAAUGCCGAGCUAAGGGCAUCACCGUUCCAAUUAUCCCUGGUAUCAUGCCGAUUCAGACCUAUGCCUCGUUCAUUCGCCGAUCGACAUGGACCAAGACUCGUGUGCCUCCAGAGUGGAUGGAGGCUUUGGAACCCGUCAAGAACGAUGACUCCGCUGUCCGCGAUAUUGGAAAACGUUUGAUUGCGGAGAUGUGUCGAAAGCUUCUGGCAUCAGGCAUCAACCACCUACACUUCUACACAAUGAACCUGGCUCAGGCAACAAUCCUGGUUUUAGAGGAGCUAGGUCUCUCACCAUCACCCGAAUCUCCCAUUCAGCGCUCUCUGCCAUGGCGGCCGUCUCUUGCGCUGGGUCGCAGAACGGAAGAUGUGCGACCGGUGUUUUGGCGCAACCGGCAGUCGUCAUAUGUCGCCCGUACCCAAACAUGGGACGAAUACCCCAACGGUCGUUGGACCGACUCUCGCUCUCCUGCGUUUGGUGAACUGGAUGCUUACGGUGUCGGACUGAAGGGAACAAACGAACAGAACAUCAAACUCUGGGGCCAGCCCAAGUCGAUCAAAGACCUUUCUGAAAUAUUCAUCAGUUUCCUGUCGGGCAAGCUCGACCGGUUGCCUUGGAGUGACAGCCCUAUCACUGCCGAAGCAGAUGUUAUCAAGGACCACUUGAUCGCGCUCACCCAGCGAGGAUUUUUGACCAUCAACUCCCAGCCCGCGAUCAACGGCAUCAGGUCAUCAGACCCUGUGUACGGAUGGGGACCCAAGAAUGGCUUCGUUUACCAGAAAGCGUACCUUGAACUUCUCGUGCCCUCCUACCUCAUCGAUGAGUUGAUUGCUCGUAUCGAGAAGAAUGAUGACCUGACCUAUCACGCCAUUCAAAAGAGCGGUGAGCUGCGUACCAACACAAACGACAGCCCCAAUGCAUUGACAUGGGGUAUCUUUGCCGGCCGAGAGAUCAUUCAGCCAACCAUUGUCGAGACCGUCAGUUUCCUGGCCUGGAAGGACGAGGCUUACCGAUUGGGUGAAGAUUGGUCCAAAUGCUACGAGACUGGGAGCGCUAGUCGCAAGCUGAUCGAGCAGGUCAUGGACGACUGGUACUUGGUCAACAUUGUCGACAACGACUUCCACCGAAUCAAUGCAGUCUUCGAUCUCUUCACGGAUCUCGAAAUCAAAGACCUCUCCGUCGAACUUCCCGGAAAGCCCGAACCUAACGGUGCAGCGGAGGAGAAUGGCGCCGCAACCAAGAACUAA
Molecule: messenger RNA, 1725 nt
Organism: Penicillium maclennaniae
Lineage: Eukaryota; Fungi; Ascomycota; Eurotiomycetes; Eurotiales; Aspergillaceae
Product: methylenetetrahydrofolate reductase (NAD(P)H) MET13
Exons: 1
Coding region: 1-1725 (574 amino acids)
Biological process (GO): tetrahydrofolate interconversion
Cellular component (GO): cytosol
Molecular function (GO): methylenetetrahydrofolate reductase [NAD(P)H] activity; FAD binding
Source: RefSeq, a predicted model, not a curated record